This is a messenger RNA of Racocetra persica, 152 nucleotides long. NCBI's taxonomy places the organism in Eukaryota, Fungi, Glomeromycota, Glomeromycetes, Diversisporales, Gigasporaceae. The record is from the annotation of a GenBank genome assembly.
UCAUUUUGUUGGCGAUUUUUUCGGUUGAAGUUUUUCUUCAAGACUAUCUUGAGUGCACAGUUGAUUCAACAACCACACUCCAGAAACCUACGACUCUAAGCAAGCCAAGAUCUGAAAAGCAACAAGCUAAAAAAAAAAUUAUUAUGCGAAAA